Patella vulgata (common limpet) is the source of this 4695-nucleotide messenger RNA. RefSeq names its product hillarin. The transcript is spliced from 8 exons. NCBI's taxonomy places the organism in Eukaryota, Metazoa, Mollusca, Gastropoda, Patellidae. The record is from RefSeq and is a predicted model, not a curated record. Bases 173 to 2950 code for a protein of 925 amino acids.
CGAAUAAGGUCAAGCUGAACAACAAACCUGGGUGACGGUAUUAUGUAGCAGACGUUCAGGAUCUUUUACGACGGUGAUAUAACAAAGCUAUUGUGAUAUAUCUUCUUACCGUUAUGUGAAAUUUACCGGAGUAAAAAAAACGAAGUAUUUAUCAACAAGAAUCGAACUAAAAAUGUCGGACGCGUCACCAGACGAUUCUAAAAUUCAAAUUGUGGAAAGUGAAGGGGAAAACAAAUCGUACAAAUAUCAGUUCACUUACGAGCGAGCUACUUUAUAUGAAUAUAAAUUUGAACGAAAGGCUGUUCCCGACGCCAAGGAUCCGUGCUUUAGAUGUAACAAAAGAGUUCCCAGGAAAGAACAGAUCGGAAUUGAGGAGUUGCUGUUUCACAAGCAGUGCUUUAGAUGUCGUAUUUGUGGAUUACCGUUGUCGUCACAAACGUAUCAUCGUAAUCCAGUUAAUGGAUCGAACGAUAAUGAAGUUUAUUGUAAAACACAUGUGGGUAAAACAAUAGGAGAAAUAAAAGGACAGCAACAAUUGCAUAUCACCCAUAAUGAUUCACCUAAUAACAAUAAUGAUAAAUACGACAUACAGAUUGAGGGGAAGUCAAGACAAAGACCUGCAGCCAUUAAACCAACACCAUCACCCAGGAAUUCCCCCAGAGGCAGUCCUCACAAUCAGAGCCUACAACACAGCCCGGCUUCUAGCUUGGCAAGUGUCACUCCUAGGAGUAUGAUGAUGGAGACUCCACCGAGUGCUUGGACUACCCACUCACCUCAUGCUCUAGACUACAGUGCAGCUAAUAUUAGCUAUGGCAGUAUGAAGUCAUUUGAUCACCCAAAGCCGAUUCUACAAAGUUAUAACGAUUUUGAGAACAUGGGAAUAUUUGAAGCACAAUCUUUCUUAGAACAAAGACAUAAAGAGGAAGAGGAGAGGCUACAGAGAUUUUUAUUGGAGGAGAGAGAGAAAGAGAUGCGACGAUUGGAUGAAUCUAUAGAUAUAGAGAAAGAUAGAGCAGCGUCUGAUCUACUGGGAAGUUUAGAUCAAAUGACUAUACAAAAUAACUCACGGAAUCUGAUGUAUGAGAAAGAAAGAAUUGAAGAACAUUUUAAACGUUUACGAGAUGAAAGAUUGAAAUCGGUAACUGAUAAAACAGCAUCAGAAGAAAAAGCCAGAAGUACCAAAAUGUUAGACAGACAUUGUCAUGAAAUGAUGGCACUGAUAGCAGAAAAGGAACGUGAAUCUAAUCGAGAUGUUUUACACGAUCAUUCCAUGAAACCACCAAUUUUACCACCAGAAACAAAGAAAUCAUCACUGUAUAGAACACCAGCUCAUUUUGAAACAUUGGAUAAACGAGCGGUUGAUUUAUCCCACCGAGAUUACAAUACACAUACAGAAUUAGUACGAGAUUUAACCAGAGAUUGUCAUAAUGAAUUAGACAAGGUUCGUGUUAUAUUUAGAUGGGUUAUUGCUAAAGAUUUAAAUAAGAAUUCAGUAACAGAGAUAGUUCAUCCUAAUGCUACAACUACUUUAUUAAAAGGUGUUAAAAGUGGCAAGGAGACCUAUCACCAUCUCUUUAAGAAACUGUGUUGCUAUGCUGGUAUAUACUGUGAAAUCAUACUGGGCUAUUCUAAGGGUGCUGGAUAUAAACCAGGUAUGAGGAUGGAAGGGGCAACAUUUAGAAACUCCUGGACCUCAGUAAAUAUCGACGGUAGCUGGCGAUUGGUUAACUGCACAUGGGCAGCAAGACACGUAACAGGUCAUCGUGAUGAUCUUCCCCAGCUAUUCCACAAAUACGACGAGUUUUAUUUCCUCACCGACCCUGAAGAUUAUAUCUAUCAACACUAUCCAGAUGAUCCGGCUUGGCAGCUUUUAGAAAUUCCACUUCCUUUCUCCGAGUUCCUGAACUUACCAGUGGUGAAGUCUCCUUUCUUUAACUACGGCUUGCGAUUUUACUCCAACUACGGCGCCACUCUUAACACGAGCACUGGCAUGGCGGAAAUUCGAUUGAUUAUGCCGAAGAUUCUUGGAUUUGGAUCGCUUCUAGAGCCCUUGGACAAAUCGGUCGGUGAUGCGAGACAAAUGGAAGGGAGGACUUUAUUACGUUUGGUUAAAAACGACGCCAUCUUUACUGUGUCCUUGCCUAGGCCGGGAUAUUAUUAUUUUUCCGUGUACACGGGUGACUAUUGGCAUUCAGAGUGCUUAGAGAGUGCGUGUAGUUUUCUGAUCAACUGCACGCAAAUAUCCGGUUCCGCCUCUCCAUCGUACCCUCCUGUCCCUUUCUAUGGCGCCACCCCAGUCAUGGAAAAGCUAGGCCUUACCACAGAAGGUGGCGCGGAUCCGUUAAUAGUAUGUAACAGUGAUUAUCUAGAAAUCAAAUUUAAAACGAUCCAAGACGUUAAAGUGACACAUACGUUUCAAUAUUAUGACGUCAAUGAUGAAUCGGUGGAAGACAUUGAUAGGUAUGUGUUCUUACGCUCACGGACUGAUACCGCAGCGAACUAUUUAGUGCGGUGCCCUAAAGAAGGAUUCUACAUUUUUUCGCUAUUUGCUGCUGGUUCCGACAGCAAGGGAGAAACAACAAACUUAGAAUGUGCAUUUCGUUAUUUGGUGAUUUGCCAGGAACCGAGUCCCAGCACUGCAGCAUUUCCAAAGACCUUUCAUAAAUGGCAGAAGUGUACUUUGCAUGAGCCAAUAUCCGGCGAUCUUAUGACCAACAAACGUUAUAACUUCAAACUUGAUGUUCCGUCCGCAGUCGAAGUCUUUGUGGUUAUAGGCGACUUCUGGAAUCAUCUGAAAAGAAAGGUCGGCUUCACGUGGGAGGGGAAUAUCAUGACGUCAAAAGAUGACGUAGCUAAAAUUAUUGCAAGAUUUCAAGCUGGGCGAGAUCAGUCGACGUUUCCACAAUUACUUGAAUAUCAAUUGGUGCAAGAUGUUGAAACGGAAAUAUAAAAGAACAAAUGUUUAUUUUCAUCUUUGAUUACAAAUACUUCUUGUUAUUUUCCCUCCAUAUUUUCUCUGCCAGCUAAACAUUCAAAUACUUCAAAUCUGGCUUGAAAACUUAUAUUAUUAGACACAAGUGUAUUAUGCGCCAUAAAGACGUGUUGUGGAUAUGGCGUUUUAUAAAUUGACAUAUUAUUUUAUUAUUUUAUAAACACACAAAUUAUCAAAGACACAUCAUUCUGAUUUCUAUUUGUUCCUAAAUAGACCCACACCGUGAACAGCACCCCAUAUAUCCUUGAAUUAAAUAUAAAUUAUAUCGGUAGCUCUUUAAUCACUUGUUUCGGUUCUAAGCAUUUAAUACGGUUUUGGCUGGAUGCCAAGGUCAUUAAUAAUACUAAGUGCAGGAGAACCCCUCACAUCCGCAUACAUAAACAGUCCUCCCCCUCCUCACACACACACACACACACUCGUACAACAUAUAUUAAAUUCCACAAAUAGCCCUUCUUCAUUAGCCACUGUUGGCACAGAAAAGUAGGACGCUAAACCUCAUUUCUUUUCGUAUUGUUAACUAUUACAAAUCUGUUCGAAGUUAGCCCUGUAUUUUGCCAAAUAUGUCGACGACGUCCAACCCCUCUCAGGUUCCACAAGGAGAAGCAUUAAUUCCUGUUUUAAUGAGUUAAUGAUUGAUUAAAUGUUAAUUGUGACAAACACUAUUCCAUAAAAAGUUCGACAUGAAUAUAACUUCGCUAUCCCAAAAAUUAAGGCAGCAUUUAUUAUCAAAGAUUGCUUGUAGUUAGUUACCUUGUCUCAUUAUAUUUAUUUCUCUAUUAGAUAGUUAGUAAAUACGCUUAUAGAUUAUCUUAGACAGAUUGAUUUGAAAUAGACACCUUUGUACAAAAUGAGCUGCAAUGUUUACCCGUAUGGACGUGUAGCUUUAUUUAAAAUAGUAAACUUCGAAACAUUGUUCCAUGUUAAAACGAUGUAAUUGAUUUAAUCAGUUAUUGUCUGACCUUAGACGUUUUUGCAAGGAACUGUGUUAUAAUCCCGCAAAGUGUACAAAUUGUAAAAAUUCUUGCCAUUUUAUAUUCGUACUUCAGUUCGCCAUUAUAUAUUAAUAUGAUUUUCGUACUUCAGAUCGCCAUUAUAUAAUAUUAUCAUUUUCGUACUUCAGAUCGCCAUUAUAUAGUAUAAAUAUUUUCGUACUUUAUUUCGCCAUUAUAUAAUAUUAUUUUCGUAAUUCAGUUCGCCAUUAUAUAAUAUUAUAAUUUUCGUACUGUAGUUCGACAUUAUACAAUAUUAUUAUUUUCGUACUAAGUUCGACAUUAUAACAUAUUAUUGUUUUCGUACUACAGUUCGACAUUAUGCAAUAUUAUUAUUUUCGUACUUCAGUUGGAUAUAAUACAAUAAUAUUAUUAUUUUUUUCGUACUGGAGUUCGACAUUAUAUAAUACUAUCAUGAAAUGUAUGUAGAACUUUAUUUAUUUAUAUAUAAAAUUGCUUUUAUGUAUAUACUUGAUAUCAAUCAGAUUAGAAUACAAAACUAACUUUCGUUUCCUUUUUUAUACCUUCAACAACAUUUGAACGUUAAAAAACGAAACGAAUUACGACCCGAGUUUUAAUCAAAUUAAAUUGAUUUGAUAUAAUACAUUAUAUUAUAGUAAUAUUUUUAAUAUAAUAAUUUUAUUCAUCAUAAUAUCUGGUUUUUAAUUCAAUGCUUGUAUUGUAUGUUAUUUAUUACGUGCGUGCAAUAAAACA